Molecule: messenger RNA, 8500 nt
Organism: Brassica rapa (field mustard)
Lineage: Eukaryota; Viridiplantae; Streptophyta; Magnoliopsida; Brassicales; Brassicaceae
Product: TNF receptor-associated factor homolog 1a
Molecular function (GO): protein binding
Source: RefSeq, a predicted model, not a curated record
AUUAACUAUAUUUAAUUCUAAAAUAAUCAAAUAAGUUAAAAUAUUUAUAUAUCGAAAUACCCAAAAAGUUAAAUUAUUAGAAUAUUUUUAUCCGAAAACCUGAAAAUUAAUAUUUAAUCUGAAAAAUUCAGUUUUUUUAAUUUUUUAAUCCGAAUUAACUGAAAAUCAGAUCUGAGUCCGAACCAAGUGGGAUCCUAAAUUACUUGGGAUAUUAACCAUUUCUCAACUUUGUUAUACAAAUGGAAAAUCAAAAUAACCAAACCAAAUUUUCUAAAUAUCCGAACAGAUCAUAAACCUGAAGAAACGAAAAAACCAAACAUGAGAACUUUGGUGAUUUUGGAGCUAUCGGAGGUGCAGGACUGCAUAUAUGCAUUAAAUGCUUAGCUAUGGAUGGAAGACUUUACAUGGAGCGAUUGAGCUCAUAUUUGGACACAAUAUAGAGUUUUGAGUUGGUUUUCCGUGUUUAAAUUUCAUUUGACGGUUAGAUCUGAAGUUAUGCCCACUUUACUAAAGAGUGAAUUGUAUAACUCGCGAGAGGAAGCUGUUAAAGAUAUUAAGAAGUGUCGGUCGACACUAAUAACUUGGUGUCGAAUGACAAUGAUGCCAGAAGACGGGCCGGUUCUUUUCAUGGCCGACACGGGCCCAUAAGUCACCACAAAUUACUCGAAUGCCCCUGGACGACUUGAUACCUAUUUUUUAUAGUUUUCUAAGCCAUUGUUGACGGCUAAGCUUUAUUCUAUUGUCUUACUUUAGGUUUUCUCUAAGGUUUGGAGAGAAGAUCAAUUCUCAUUUAUAGAUUGAUUGUAACUCCUUUGGUUUUAUAUAUGAUUUAUAUUUCAAUUUUUUAUUUAUGUUUCGGCUUUCAUGUCUGAGUAUAAUUCCUGUUAGAUUUAGGGAUUUCAUGAGCUUAAUGUCAAACUGAUAAUCUGCUAGGGUUGUUAUAGAUUUCUACACCAAGGUGGAUUGAAAUAUUAGGAUCUAGAGUAGUUGGAAUAACAAGAGAUUGUGUCUAAUUGCUUGAACCUAGAAUCAUAGGACAAUUGAGAAGCACGAGAGUGCAAUCAAUUAACGGAACCCGAACUUUGAUGGAUUACCAAGGCGAAAUAGAGAUUUGCUCUAGGAAUUUAUUUGAAUAAUAUCGAUCUGAGCUUAACACUUGUUUAAAAGAGGUAUCAAUCGACACUUUUUAAGUGUAUCAAUCGUAAUUCGUUCUGUAUUUACAUGUGAGAGUAUGAAUAUAGAUUUAAUCAUGUAGACUCACAGCGAGAGCUGGAUAUCUUACAAUUGAAUUCAAUUUCUAAAAUUAAACAUAUAAAACCCUUACCAUGCUUGAUUUGUGUUUUGAAUCUCUUGAUUGAUAAAUCUCUAGAUCUAGCGUUUCAUCCUUAUCGUUUACGAUCGUUUACGACCGUUCUAUUUAUUUAUUGCUUUAUUUACUGUUUUCUAUUAUUGAUCUAGCUUAGUUUGAAACCAAUAGACUAUUGUGUAAAAGAUAUAGUCUACGUGGAUACGAUCCUCAAGUACCAUAUCGAACCUCUUAUUUGAGAGAGUAGCUUGAAGGUUAAUUUUGAACACAUAAUAUAUCCUCAUUAUCCUCCUCGAUCCCAAUCAAUGGACUGAAACGUGGUGGAGAUCCAAUGGUCUUCGAUCCCUCAGCCUGAUUAGACUCAUGAACACUGACUAUAGACUGAGAAACUUUAGUGUACACUGUAGACCAAUGCCCUACCUUUAUAGCUGGAAACACCUCUGUAGUAGGCUCAGGGAGCUGUAUCCUCGGGAACCCUCCCUCGUCGGCUCCUUAGGAGCUGCUUGAACUGGGGUUAUAGCAUUGAGUUCAGGAAUCAAGUCAAAAGUUUUUAUUGGCCACUGGCUUAGCUUCCUUCAUAACCUCCACAUGCACCAAAGCAAACUUCAGACCCAUCUCCUCCUCUAUCCUCUUCUUCAUAAUAUGCAUUCCUUUCCCCUUACACUCCACUCCCUUAUGCCCCUAGCUUCGAUUUCCCUUGCUUAUUCUUAAAGGAAAUAUUUUCCACCAAUAGCUUAUUAAGAUCCACUUCAACUAGAACCCGAGCAACAUCCAAUCUGAUACAUUGUUAUGUGUUUGGGUGCAGUUUCACAAAAUGACCCAGCGCUCUAGACAGACCUUUCAAGCUCUUAUGCGAAUAGAGAUCGUUUGGUACUCCUCGAAUAUCAACCCACAGCUUGCAGAUAAGUCCAGAGGGUAGAAAUCAGAUUCCGGCGUCCAAACAUUUACCACUAAUGGAACAUCCGCGAUGUGCCAGUACUUACACUGAUUUACUCGAGCUCGCAUUUGACUGUUCUCUAUGCGAAAUAGAACCGUUUUCUUCUCGCUAAAUUGAACAUCAAUCUUCGUGUCAUCAUUUGGUGAAGACUGGAUGCAGUUCACAGACGCAUGAAUCGAACCGACAUGGGGAGCAUCACCGAUGAAAUAGCCAACCAUGAAAUAGCCAACCAGGUAGCUAUGCACAAUAACUAUGACUCAUCAAAUAUCUCAUCUGGGAUCUGAAUCGAACCAACCCCAUUUACAAUAUCAACCUCCGGCUGAACAUCACUCGGAGACGUCUUUUUCCACGGUGAGGAGCGAUUCAAAAUCUCUUUCACCGAAUCCCCUCCUGAUCCAUCACAAGCCCUCAUCUCUUCAAUAACAACCUUUAUCCUGCUAUCACCCCCUUUUAUACCAUCGCAAACCUUUGCCCCUUCAGUGACACCCAUCAAAGUGCUAUCACCCAAAUCCCUCUCUUCAACAUUGCACGUUCGAUAUAGUUCAUAGACCCGAGCUCUUCGUGUGUUGUUGGCUCAACCACCAGAUUUAAUCCUUUUUGAGAGAGAUCUCGCCAUCGCUAUGGUUAUUGGAGAAAUCAUCCCUAUUGUCCCUCGAUCAAAAAAGAAAAACUCAAAUAUCCCUCUUCUAAUAAUAAUUAUUUAUUAUUUUUUUCGGAAAUCAAGUCAUUUACCAAUUUACCCCUAAACCUAAUUAUAAAAUGUGUUCAGUUUCUUGUUUUUCCUCACUUCCGUCUUCUUCUCUUAUCAUCUUCCUCUCUCUUUUGCUUCAUCUCUUCUUACUUUUCGUUUUUCAUCUUCUUUCUUCGUAGAUCUGAAAUCCAGGAUAUAAAACGUAUUCACGAUGACUCCGCCUGAUGUAACACCGACAUAGCUUAGAUCCACGGCGGUUCAGCCGGAGAAAACGGUGAAGAAGAUGACGAAAUUACAGAAAAAUGAGUUGAAGAACAUUUGGGUUUUAAUUUAUGAUUUUUCUUGUUCUGAGUUUUUGAUUUACGAUUCUUAUUGUUCUAGAUUUAAGAAUUCAAGGUUGUUUAGGCGAAUCCUGGAUUUUCUAUGGUUUUAGGGUUCUUCUUGUUCUUAUUCUCCCUUUCAAAAUAUUUUUUUGUGUUUUUAUUUAUUUAGUCUUCAGAUCUGGAUUUAGUAUAACUCGGUACUCCUAACUUAGUCGAACUCGGUACAACUAAUCUAAUAUUACUUAGUACUACGCAGUAUAACCAUUAUAACUCAGUCGAAUUCGGUAUAACAAAUUCAGUUUUAUGCUGUAUAACCAAUACAAUUACGUAGAACUCAGUAAAACUACAUAAGCACAACUACGUAGAACUCAGUACAACUACAUGAGUGUUACUAAUAGAACUCGGUAUAACUACAUGAGUAUUACUAAUAGAACUCAGUAUAAUUAGUUGAAGCAAUAUAACUAAUUGGACUAGUUGUUCAUCGAUAAUUAAAAUUUGAAUUUUGUUUUAAAAAAAAAUAAAAUUUUUGAUAAUUUGAAAUUCUGGAAAGAGGAAAACUUUGAAAAUUUUAAAAUUUGAAAAUUUCAAUUUGUUUAAAAAAGUAAUAAUUAAUUUUGUGAAUGAAUAAGGGUAAAAUCGGGUUUUCAUAUUUUCAUUAAAUGUUGAAGGGUAUUGAGAUUAGUGAAGGAUAUAGCGGAUUUGUUUUUAUCAGAUAAGGGCAAAUGAGAUGAUAGAUCUGGUUAUUGUCGCCAAAAGGGUCGUCGUCAUUGUUCAUGCGAAGUUAAUUUAAAUUGAUAUCCAUGGUUCACAUGACAUCACCAUUCACAAUAUUAUUUAUAUUUAAAUUAAUAAAGUAUUGCCUAAUAUUUUCUAGUAUUACGUAACAUUAUUUAGUAUUACUAAUUGUAAAAAAUAAAAUAAAAACAAUACAUGUCGAAACCCAAAAAAUAAAUAAUUUUUUUUGUUUAAAUUGUUGAAGUAUUGUGUAGUGUUACUUAACAUUGUUUAGUAUUACAAAUUUUAUAAAAACCUAGAAAAUCAGAAAUGUCAAAACCAUAAAUUCAAUAUUGUUUUUCAUACACUGAAUGAAGUAUUACCUAUUAUUUGAAAUAUUACUUACUAUUACCUAGUUCUACUAAUUGUAAGAACCUGAAAAAUCAGAAGUGUCAAAUUCAUAAAUUCCAUUUUUUUUUAUAAAUUGUCUAGUAUUACUUAUUAUCAUACGAUGUGUUCAUAUUGUAAGUUCACACUAUAAGUUUACACUAUACGUUCACUGAAGAAUUGACAUGUGGCAGAGUAAAAGACCCUUAAUUUUCAUAUAGUUAUUCAUAUGUUUUAAGUAUUAUUUAGCUGCAAAUAGUUGUAUUUUUUGGUGUUUUAGCUUAUAUAGUUUUACCUUACAUUAAAAAAAUAUUUUGUUUUACUGAUGAUUUAGGCGAUUAAAGUAGAUUUCUUAUUUUUCCAUGCAUUGAUAUUUACUAAAUAAUAUUUUAUAUAUAUUUUUCAUCAUAAUUCAUUAAUAUUAAUUAACAAAGUGAACAUAAAAAAAAGCAUAAUGUAUUGUUGUGUAACCAUUAUAAUAAUGACCUUAAAGCUAUAAACUAUUUUAUGUAACUAAAAAUGAUUUUAUUUAUAAAAUUUGUUUAUAACAUAUAUUUUGUGACUUUUUCCUAUAAUUAUUUAGUAUGAAUCAAUUAAUGAUAUCAAUUAUAGUAGUUAUACUUUUGUCUAUUUUUACCGGUCGUACACUGAUGUAACUCAAAUUGAAUGAUUUCGGGUUGAAUCCAUUAUGAUUUAUAAUGCUUUAUUACUUAUAAUUAUCUAAAAUUGAUAUCUUUAUUUUAAUAAUAAUAAUUAUUAUUAUCAUUAUUAUUAUUAAAUAAUGAACGGGUCGUGGUUCUUGGUUGGAUUGGGUCCGUCCAACCAAAACUUAUUUUUAUGUUCUUAUCUUUAGUUAUUUAUAUCUAAUAAACUAAGCGUUUAUUUGAAAUUUCUUAUUGUCAUCAAAAGUUGAGUUGGAGAAUGGAGCAUUUCAGCCGUUAUCCCAUUUAGGCUCUGAGUGGAUGGAUAGCUAUUUUAGAGUAACAAUUUACUCUAAAAUUUAAGUUACUCUAAAUUCAAUAAAAAAUUUGCCAGUUAAAUUAUAUAUCCGUUCUGAUAUUUAUUCUCAUUACUGUUAAAAGAAUGAAAAUAGAGUAAUAUUUACUCUAGGUUAUAUUAGAGUUAUAAGAUUUACUCUACCUUUUCUCUUUUCUUUUUUUUUUUUCAUUUUCACCUUUUUUUAUGUUUUCACAAUUUUUAUACUUAUUUUUUCUCCGUUUACUCUAAAACGACCAAUCACUCUCUUAUUAUUAUUAAAUAUUUCCAAAACAAUAUAUAAAUUCUUUGUUCAAUACCUUGUGUGAUGGGAAAUAAUCAAAAUAUUUUUUUCACUUCAAGACUUAUUGGAGACAAAUAAAAAGGUUAAUUUGCUAAAUGACUAAAAUCUUAAUAAUAUUUAAGAAAAUAUCAUAUGUAAUAAAAAUUAGAUUUUAUAACAUUUGUUCCUUUUUCCUUUGGUUUUAUCCCUAUCUAUAUUGAUUUCGGAUGAGUAAGUAAUACGGCGGUGAUAAAAUCAAGGAAGCGGAAACGGUCAAAGUGGCAAACCGGAGUAAGCGGCGACCGUAGAUAUAGUGGCGGUUGGCAGGAUGUAUAUAUGGAGAAAAUAAUAAUGUGUAUGGAAGAAGAAAUUUAAACAAUAUAAAAUGAAAUGGAUCAGAUUAAAAAUAUAGUACAUAUUACUGAAUUUAAAUAUAUUUAGAAAAUAGAAGAAAUGGAGGAAGAGGAGAAAUAUAAGGAUGAAGAGGAGUGAAGUGAUCAUAUUUUUAUCAUUAAAUUCAGACCGCAAGUGCACAUCACUGCAUGAAAGUACGUAGGGAUCAAAUCCAAAAGGACCAAGGUUACUCAACAACUCUCGAGAUUAGAAUAAAGUUAAGACAGAAUGUAAAGAUAAUUAAUAAAAAAAAUCAAGUAUCAGGAAAUCUCAGGAAACACAAACUGAAUGAAUUGAUUGUUCGAUAGGGCAUGUACUAAGAACGUUCUAAAAUCUAAAUCUCUUAAUUAGACUAGCCUACUUCCGAACUACUAAAACCUAUUUACUAGAGUUCUUAUGAGUAACUUCCAUUUAAUUCCAUAUUCUAGGCAUGCAAUAAGAAAAAGUUUGAUAGAUUUACGGAACUCCGUAACAUCAAAUCCCAUUUGCAAAAAAUAUUUAAUUCAUGCAUUUAAGCAAACAGUUUUGGUGCAUUAAAUAUUCCUUAAAUUAAAUGAAUGAGUAAGGGCAUGUGCAUAGCUGGAACCCCACUUGGGUUUCAGAUUUUUAAUUUUUUAACUUUUUUAUCUUUAAAAAAAAAAGAAUGAAUCAAUCGUGGGCCGCCACGUAUCAGUGGGGCCUGCGAAAAUCACAAAAACCCAAAAAAAAUCGAUCCUUAUCUCAUAGUUUUUCUUACGGAUUUUCUUCCUUUAUGUGGAGUCCACGCCUGAAAAUCCUUCUAAGGACUCUGCGAUGUAUAUGGUCUAUGAACAUUAAGGAAAAAAAUAUUCUUUAUAAAUGAUAUCAAAUCUAAGAAAUAAAGAGGAAUUGACUAUUAUCUUAAAGUGUUUCAUGUUUCCCAUUAAAAAGAUUUUGGAUGAUCUUUUUUUGACUUUUUUUUUUGGAAGAUCUUUAAUCGUAUUAUAAUAAUUUAGUAUAUCUUCCAUAACUGAUUUAAGAGUAUUACUCCCCCAUUAUUCGUUCUUAAUCGUCCCGAAACAAUUAAGCUCCUCUCUCUCUUUCUUCCAGUUUGAAGGAUACAAAACACUCCAGGGAAAUGUCUGAGAUUACUAAAGAAGAUUCUGCAAACCCUUCUAAAUUAUAUGGGACAUAUACAUGGAAGAUUGGAAAAUUUUCAGAAAUAUGUAAGAAAGAGAUCCGUAGCAAUGUUUUUGAAAUUGGUGGCCUUCAGUGGUAUAUUUUAUUCUAUCCACAAGGGUGUGAAAUAUGCAACCAUCUCUCUGUGUUUCUCUGUGCUGCAAGCCAUCAGAAACUUCUUCCAGGUUGGAAUCAUUUUGCUAUGUUUACGGUAUCGUUGAUGAAUAACCAUCCAAAUAAAUCGAAGCAUUCAGAUACGUUACACAAGUUUUAUAAGAGAGAGCAUGAUUGGGGAUGGAAAAAUUUUAUAGAGUUACCUAGAUUAUUGGAUGGUUUCAUAGACGACUCUGGCUCUCUUAUAAUUAAGGCUCAAGUACAGGUCAUUAGAAAGAGUGUGAAUGGACCUUUUCCCUGCCUUGAUAGUCAGUACAGAAAGGAACUUCUUAGGGUUUAUUUUAAAGUUGUAAAGCAGAUUUUUUUGAGGUUUAUGAAAGAAAAACGAAACAAGUUGAUGGAGGACAAGACAAGAUGGACAAGCUUAUGCGCAUUCUGGUUAGGGAUGGACCAAAAACCAAGGCGAGCGAUGUCUCGAGAGAAAAUGGAUGUGAUUCAGAAACUAGUUGUGAAGCACUUUUUCAUCAACAAAAACGUUACAUCCCCUUUGGUGAUGGAUUUCUUGUUUAAGGGGUUAAAUUCUCUUGUUUUGGAUACCAACAAGGAAAAAAUAAUACUCACAAUCUCAAAACAAAUUGUGAGGCUCCUCAAGGAUGAUUCGGAUGCUUCGGAAAAAACAUUGAAGACUCUUGAAGACGAGCCUAAGAAAGAGAUAGCAUUUGCUGCCAAAGAAUUGGCAGUUCCCAUUGUUAGUGUGGACAAUGAUAUGUUUGUUUUAGCUGAUGAUGCGAUGUUACUCCUGGAGAAAGCUGUUCUUGAGCCAUUUCCAGAUGAAAGGGUUCCUCCAAACCGUAUGGAGGUUGAUUAUGACGAAGAGAGUGAUGAUGAGAAGCUGUUAACUGAAUAUGCUAGACACACUCUGGAGGUAUUUGUUCUUGAUCAUAUCUUCUGCAACAAAAUUGAAAUUGCAUAUAAAGAAGCCAGUGAACUGAAAAUGCAUGAGGAGCUUAUUCGUUAAGAAGAUCGGAAGAAGAGAAGAGUAAAUUCAACUAAAAGUUCGUGAAGAAUAAGAAGUUUUUGCUUUGUUGGAAAAACUAAGUCUACUAAUUAGUGUCUGAUUUCUAUAUCCCUUGUUAACAAAUAAUAUCGUUCUGAUUUUAGUCUUUCUCUAUAUAUAAGCAGAGAUACGAUAAAAUAUGCUGGUUCUUGCUCAAUUUUAUAGACUCUCCAUUUUCAGAAA